This is a messenger RNA of Larimichthys crocea (large yellow croaker), 5057 nucleotides long. RefSeq lists its product as uncharacterized. The record is from RefSeq and is a predicted model, not a curated record. The transcript is spliced from 2 exons. The coding region runs from base 93 to 4115 and encodes 1340 amino acids. Gene Ontology annotation, biological process: regulation of DNA-templated transcription. Lineage: Eukaryota; Metazoa; Chordata; Actinopteri; Sciaenidae. Gene Ontology annotation, molecular function: DNA-binding transcription factor activity, RNA polymerase II-specific; RNA polymerase II cis-regulatory region sequence-specific DNA binding.
UUUUGAAAGUUUGCACCGGAAGCCUGAUUCCCUGCUCAGGCUGGCUAGCAUGAUCCUUGUGUGUUCUGGACAAGGGGGUGCAUGGGGGAAACAUGGCCGCCGUAGACCCAGCGGAGUCUCCAAAACGACAGAAAUCCCCUGUGGAGGAGGUGGAAACAUCUGGGGCAAAGACCGAGGCGGUGGAGCCGGGAUGCAGCUUAAAUCAGAAAGAUGAAUCAACACCUAAUCAAACCACAGAGAGCCCCGGCGAUGAGCAGAGCACAGCCGCUGCUGGCAGCGACGGCGGCGGCUGUGCUGCCAGCCAUUCCGAGGUUAGUGUCGAGUCCGGUGCUGGAGCCGACAAGACGACAUGCAACACACCGGACGACCUGACGACGGCUGAGAAAAUGACCGAGGCUCCUGGCGACGAGCAGCGGGCUUACGACUGGUCUGAGACUGAAGACGACGACCACGACGACGACGGCGAAGAAGAAGAAGAAGAAGAGGCGAAAACACACAAGCGGGAAAAUGACCACAGUAAUGUUAGAGAGGAGCAGCAGCAGCAGCAGGAGGAUGCACAUGUUGAUGAUAACAUUGCAGCCGAGGCAGAGGAGAUUAACGAAGAGGACAACUCGCAUUCAGAUGACAAGAGCACAGAGAAGGACCUGGGGAUGGAGCCGCUGGGAGAAGCUGAUGGCAUGAUGGAGGAGGAGGAGGAGGAGGAGGUGGUUGAAGAAGAAGUAGAAGAAGAGGCUGACCGAGGGCUGGACGUUGACUUGACUGCUAAGCCAAAAAAGUGCCGUUUGGCGUGCAAGGAGUGCGGGAAGGUGUUCAACCGCCGCGAGACGUUCAACCUUCACCGGCACUUUCACGCACACGAGGACGAGCUCACGCCCCUCACCUGUAAAGAAUGCGGCCUUACCUUUCAGCACCGCAGCAGCCUCAUUAAACACAGGAAUGAUCAUAAAGAGAAGGAGCAGCAGCUUAUUACCCCAAAGAGGGAGAUGCAUACUAAAGAGGAGGGUAGUUUUGAAUGUGCAGAGUGCGAGAGGACCUUCUCUACUGUGGAUAAGCUACGGGACCACAACUGCUGCAAUACAGUAGAAAAGCCUUACCACUGCCCCCUGUGCCGCCAAGAAUUCCAGUUUAAGGUGUCUGUCACUAAGCACAUGAUGACCCACUCCCAGGAGAGCAUCUUCACAUGCCAAGAGUGCAGUCAGACUUUCCCGAACACCACGGCCCUGCGCUCCCACCAGCGAUGUCACACCGCCCUGAAACCCUACGAAUGCCCGGAGUGCGGCAUGGUUUUCAAACACUACUCCGUCAUGGAAGACCACCGUCGCAAGCACACGGACAACACGCGCUCCCACCUGUGCAACAUCUGCGGUAAGACCUUCAAGUAUAGCAGCCUCCUCCAUCAGCAUCAGUAUCUGCACACAGGCCAGAAGCCCUUCCGCUGCCCUGAAUGUGGUAAAAAAUUUGCCUUUGCUCAGAACAUGAAGGCACACUGCCGCCAGCAUAGACUGCGUGAAACCAACACCGCCACUGAGCCGCCCAGCAAGCCGGACCCUGCACCUGUACAGGAGGCAGUCAGGGGGCCGGGAAAAGAGAACGCACAUCAAAGCGAGGAAGCGAAACGCACUUUUAACUGCCCCCUUUGUCCCCAGACUUUCUCGGCACCAGCUAACCUGAGAGCCCACAUGCUAGUUCACGAAGCAGAGUAUGAAAAGUUGGAGAGGACACCCAAAACUCCCGGUGAGAUUAACAAAAACUGGGACAAAGGACACACCUGUCCGCACUGCCCAAGUGUUUUUCGUGAUGAGUCCAGUUUAAAUGGACAUAUGUUGAGUGUCCACAAAUCUGUAGCACAAUAUUUAGAAAAGAUGAUGGCGCCUAAAAAACAAAUUACUCCGUUAAGCAGUGAUAAUGUGCAGGUGAAAUGGAGAAUUGACAGGAUAAGUGUUAAAUCAUACAAAUGUUCUGAGUGUGGAAAAACUUUCCGCCACCGCUCAGUGUUAGAGCUGCAUAUGCGCAUACAUUCCAAGGACAAGCCUUACCAAUGCAAAGUGUGUGGCAAGGGCUUUAGAUUUAGUAGCUACUUACAACAACAUCUCAUCAUCCAUACAGGCAAGAAGCCAUACAAGUGUCCCGACUGUGGGAAGGACUUUGCCUUCCUGCAGAACAUGAAAACGCAUCAAAAGCUGCAUCAGGAAAAACCGUUCCGCUGCACCAGCUGCCGCAAAGGCUACAGCGACGAGACCCAACUGCAGCACCACAUGUUAUCACACAAUGGCGACAAACCUCAUAAAUGUGACCUGUGUGACAAGAGCUUUGGAUUAGCAUAUCUGCUCCGUGAUCACAUGAACACGCACACAGGUGAGAGACCUCAUCGCUGCGAGGAGUGUCACAAAACCUUCUCCUGGUUUAGCAGCCUGCUCGUACACCAGAAGAUCCAUGCUCGCAAACGUCAGGGUUUCAGUCAGUACAACUCUUUCCCCAUGGGUGCUAGGAUAAGAGGCAGGGGUAGCCGAGGGAGGAGAGGUGGUAGGCUGGUGUGGGGCUGGUCUAGACCUUUAGGAGGCUCAGGGAUGGUUAGCUCUCAGCCGUCUCCGUAUCCAGUUUCCGCAUUGCGAGAUGCCGAGUUGCACAGAAGGGCAGUCCAGCCACAGUCUUCCAUGGCCUCAUCUCGCAUGGAUUCACAAGGCAGACAGCAGAAGGAGCCGUGGCAGUCCGAGGUACACCCUCAACCAGUGCAGUGGAAGGUGGACGGUGGAGAAGUAAUGCCUGUCCCAUCGUCCCAGCAUGCAGGUCCACAGCAGACACAGUUUGACAGCCUACCACAGACAGGCCUACAGCAGCAGCAUCAUCUCAGAAGUCACAGCUGGGCAGAUAGUCCUUCAGUAACACAGUCAGGGCCCACAUCUGCUCAGAAUUCAGAGUCAUCACACAUGAAAGAGGGUGCAUCUUCUGUUGUAAGCUCCCUCAUGCCAGCUGUGCCAAAAAAAUCCAGCCCAUCAGCAGUGAGCGACAUGGAGCAGCUCAGGCAGCCUGUAGUAAAGCCUGUUACUUGGAGUAGCACGCCCACGUCAACAGUGCUCGCUUCCACAAGCUCUUUGCAACACGAUUUUUCUUACAUAGACGGGGCAGCUCUGUGGAGCAUCAGACCCGCUCUCCUAACAAAUUCACGAGGUUCUCCGAAUAAGCUCGGCCAAGAGCUUCAGUUGCCAAGAUGGCCAGGUGCCUCAGUGUCAACACAAAAGGAGCCAUCUACACCUACUAAAAAAGAGGACAAUAGAGUGUGGGACAUGAGUAAUCCUCAAGCUAUACCGACGACUGUUAGCCAGCCAGAGAAGCCAUGGAACGGCUGCGAGCUGCAAAAGCAGUGGGCUUCAGGCUUAGCGGGUGCAUCCACCUCAGCUCAAAUAGACCAAAGCAGUGCUAUGCCAAUUUCAACUUCUGUUUCUCACGGGGUAGGUAGCACCUUGUGGGACAUACAGACAACACCAGGAAUUCCAAAGACUAUAAACUCCCCUGAGAAAUUAGUAAAUAAUCAAGAUUUCCAGCUGCAGCAGAAGCAGGUGUCAUCCGGCUGGGUACAGAGUCAAACAGCAUCACAGAAGGUUCCCAUCUCUAUCCAGUACGAGCCUCAUCGUUUUGGCCAGGGGAUGGGAACAGCAGUAUGGGGCUUCCAGAGUAAUGCUGUGGGUCCGCAAACGCUGCUCACUGGGCAACUCAAACCAGGGAACGGACAGGAGCUGCAGCAGCAACCAAUGGUAACUGGCACUCAAAUAAUCAUAAAUCAGACUUCUCCUUUUUUCUCACCUCCACUUGCUCCGCUCCCCCCUCUUGCUUUGCCCGGCCCUCAUCCUCUUCACUCUGUUGCAGUUGGUGCACUCUCCAGACCUCCACACCCAAAUAUCUUUUUCACACCACAGGCAGUCAUGAGCGAGAGGCCACACAUGCCACAGACCCUGCCCCUACCUCAGCUUGCCCCACGGACAGAACCUCAUAAACUCGGACCCCGUUUGCCUUUUGCUCCAGAAAGACUUCUCCAGUGCAUGAUAUGCGGGUGCUCACUUCCUCGGGAGCUGGAUCUACAAAUGCAUUACUUGCAACAUGCACAAGGAGAAAUUUGACAUUUCUACACUAGAAACAACUUAGUUAUGUUUUUUUUAUUUUUAAUGAUGUUUCUGUCAGUGGAACCUCAUGUAUUUGACCCUCACUUGUGCAGUUUGACCAGUUGAGUGGACGGGCAUUAGAAACAAAAAGAUAACAGUGAAACUUGAUUUAGUCUGCGCGUUUGAUUUAAAGUCUCUCAGCUCCAGGUGAGACUGCACAGAGUGAUGUUUGUAUUGGAGGGUAUAGAGUAAGCGUGCCACUAAAUUGCUUUCACUGUUGGUUUUUUUUAAAAAUGCAUUUAAGUUCUCCAAAUAUUUAACUUGUGUUAAACAACUUCUGAGGGGUGCAGAUUAAUCAGGUUCUACAGCCUACGUUUCAUUUAUUGCCAAUGACCUUUAGAUUUAGAUAAUAUUAGUACUUUUAUAGUUCCGUUCAUACGUCCUGAACCAUUUGAACUGUGUUUCUUCAUGUACAGUAUACUGUGUGCCUUUUAUGAGUACAGUCUGCAUGUCUGCUGUCUUGGUAUUCUAGGCCUAGUUUGUGCUUAAGGUAGACUCAACAAUGUGACCUCACUCCCAAAACACAGAGCAACUCUUUUUAAGAUCACAUAAAGAUGUGUAGGUUUUUGUUUUUGAGGAGGGCGGGUUGUUGGGUUUACAGAUUACAUGUGUCAGAACAUACAAACGUAAGGCUGACUACAUACAGUGUAACCCUGUUAGGAGGCGUUUGUGUUCACAUGGUCCAAAUAUCUCCACAUCAUGUCAAUUUGGUGAAAGCAAAAGUAUCUGUAAACACAGAAUGUGACGAUUAAAUGUAAAGGUCAUUUCACAGGAAGAGUUUUCUGUAAAUGUAUCUCUUGAGUGACGAUUGGGAACAGGCAGAAAGUAGCGUCAUUAUAUUAAGUAUUGACGACACUGUUGUCAAAUAGUGAAUUUUGUAAUAAAUUAAACUUGGAUUUA